UCACCGGAAGUAGGUGAGCGGCGUCGGGACGAACAUGGCGAUGGUGCUGCGAGGCUCCACGAAAUGGCUCUUCACCCGGGAACAGAUCGAAAACACGCCGUCUCGCCGCUGCGGAAUCGAACCGGACCGGGAAUUAUCUUACCGACAGCAAGCUGCCAACCUGAUCCAGGACAUGGGCCAGCGGCUUAACGUCUCCCAGCUUACAAUCAACACUGCCAUUGUCUAUAUGCACCGAUUUUAUAUGCUAAACUCCUUCACAAAGUUCCAUCGAAACAUUAUCUCUCCCACCACUCUAUUUUUAGCUGCUAAAGUGGAAGAGCAACCCCGGAAACUUGAACACGUCAUUAAAGUGGCACACGCCUGUCUUAAUCCGCAAGAACCUCCACUGGACACCAAUAGCAAUACAUACCUCCAACAAGCACAAGAGCUGGUGCUUCUAGAAACCAUAGUGCUGCAAACACUCGGCUUUGAGAUUACAAUAGAUCAUCCACACACAGAUGUGGUGAGAUGUUCCCAGCUAGUGCGAGCGAGCAAGGACUUGGCCCAGACCUCCUAUUUCAUGGCUACCAACAGUCUGCACCUGACCACGUUCUGCCUGCAGUACAGACCCACAGUGGUGGCGUGUGUGUGUAUCCACCUGGCCUGCAAGUGGUCCAACUGGGAGAUUCCCAUCUCAUCGGACGGUAAACACUGGUGGGAGUAUUUAGAUCCAACAGUCACCCUGCAGCUACUAGACCAGUUGACGCACGAAUUCCUACAGAUUUUGGAGAAGACGCCCAGCAGGUUGAAAAGGAUCAGAAACUGGCGGGCCAAUCAAGCUGCCAAAAGGUCCAAAACAGACGGUCAGUCAGUGGUGAGCUCGUUUCAGGCCCUGCCCCCAGACCAGGAAGGCCUGCUGGUUGACAGUAAGACUGAUUUGAUGGCGGGGAUGUAUCCAGAGUCCUCUGCUUUGUUUCCAUUAGACACUCUCAACGGCCUAGCCAAUCCGAGCUCCUCCUACAUCCAGGCCGACGCCCACUCAAGCUUACAGAGUGUACCAAUGAGCAACAAGCCGCAACACACGACCACCAACAAACUGAGCCUUGAAAAGUACAGGGAGAAACAAGCGGCUGAGCUGCUGCAGCGCCGCAAACACAGCCACCUGCUGCCCGAAACUGCAGCUCUGGCUUCGGCUUCAUCUUCGUCUUUAUCAGCGGUGUUGAUGUCAUCAGGAUCGUCAUCGUCGUCAUCUUCAUUGGCGCGGGUUAAAUAUGGUCAGCCUGGACAGGAAAGAGAGAUGAAGAGUGGCUCACUGAAACGGCGUCACCCUUCAUCCUCCUCUUCCUCCAUGGAAAACGGCGCAGCGAGUCAGGAGGAGCUAAAGAUGAAGAUAAAAAUGUCGGAGAGCGGCGGUAAGAGCAGACACAGCCCUCGCUCGGGUCGGGAGAAACACAGAGCUUCAAAACACGACACUGCACACUCACUCACGCACUCUCACACACACUCGCAUGCACACAGCAGCCACCAUAAAGCCCAUCGCUCCUCCAAGAGCCAUGCUGGCUCCACCUCCCUGCCUCCUGCCAGCCACGCCCAGCUGGGGAAGAUUGACAGGAGGCCAGGGGAGGGGCCAAGCACUGAGAGUGCAGCUCCUCUGCUACUCAACGGCCAGCACAUGGACUACGCAGACACGUUCAACAUGCUCGACUCGCUGCUCAAUGCACACAACAUGAACUACUAAAGUGCACAUAACCGGAUUAUUAAAAACUGCAAAAAAAAAAAAAAAUUUAGAACUGUUUUAUGUUGGGGUCAGACGGUCUGUUACUUUCAUAUUCACCUCUUAAUUUAACCAUGAUGUUCCACUGAAAAAAACAAAAAAGGAAAUGGUUGUAUGUCAGUGUAUUCACAGCUUUAAAGCUUACUGCGUGAAAACAGCCUGUGAAAUACUGUAAUGUUUUUAUAACAGCUGUAGUAAUGGAAGGACGAUUGAUAACGAGACGAAAGGAGAGUUGUAACAUGUCUGUUUGUACUAUAUACUUGAUUUUUUUUUUUAAUCAAAGGGAUAAAUUUUGAAAAGACGUCGACUGUUUAUGGGAGGUGCAGAUAACAGUUUGCUCAUUUCCCCCUCCCUCUUUUUAAAAUGCUACGUCUAAUUCUCACAACGCUCAGGUUUGGAGAUGCUUCAGUGUGUAACAUGACAUUCACGAACAUAUCGAUGUGGGACUGUUGAAAGUUGGCAAUCGUGGCUAUAGCGAACCCCUAGCAUCUCAAAUCUCCUGCUUGUACCUCCAGCAAUGGCGUGACGGCAGUCGUCCAGUUCUUUUCCAUUGCCUUAACAUUAUAAGAGGCUUUUCCUUGGUUUGUCGGCGUUCCCCUGCCCUCCUACCUCAUUAGCCCUUUAAACCGAAUCGUGGAAGUCUGAAAGCCUUGAGCGAGCUGAUUAGGUCAGUCAGGUAGGUGUGGCCACACGUAUCAUCUAAUAAGCAGAGACUGAUUUGUACAUUUCUCUGCAAAAAUCACACCAUCACGUUUAUUUAUUCGUAAAUGAGGGUCAAAGAGAGCCAUGAUUUCAGUCAGUUUAACAGAUUGUAUACAUAUGAAUUGCCCAAGGUGAGGCUUAAUCUCAUCUCAUCUCAUCAUUCUUCCUUAUUGCUUCCUCAGACAGGUAUACAUCGAGGAGGAGUUCAGUGUCCUAACGUGUGUAAACCAUCCCAGUAUAAGAGGAAUCAGGAGGCAUUACUGUUGCAUUGGGUUAUAAAGAAUAAAAGCUAAAGGUUCUCUUUUAAUACUGCAAUACAAGAUCCGUCUGGUUUUAUCCUUUAAAAAUGCUAGUCCUCCGAUUCCUGAAAGGUCCAGUAGAUCAGUGCCUCAGUGCCACACCUCCAUUUUGAGAUCUCAAGGAGAGUUUAGGGUUUUUUUCCUUCGCUGUGAAGUGCUUUUGUGUUCUCUUUAGGAUGCCGCAGUUCUCUGUAAGAGCCUGGAAUGUGAGUAAAAAUCUGGUGAUGUUGGAUGAUUAAUCUAAUAAACCACCCUGAGACA
Molecule: messenger RNA, 3015 nt
Organism: Neoarius graeffei (lesser salmon catfish)
Lineage: Eukaryota; Metazoa; Chordata; Actinopteri; Siluriformes; Ariidae
Gene: ccnt2b
Product: cyclin T2b
Exons: 9
Coding region: 35-1717 (560 amino acids)
Biological process (GO): positive regulation of DNA-templated transcription, elongation; regulation of transcription by RNA polymerase II
Cellular component (GO): nucleus; cyclin/CDK positive transcription elongation factor complex
Molecular function (GO): cyclin-dependent protein serine/threonine kinase activator activity
Source: RefSeq, a predicted model, not a curated record